CAGCUCAACGUGUCGUUGCCAUUUUCAUGCUGAGAUUUGUUUGCGUGUGUUCGUGUCCGAACCCAACUAGAACUCUCUCUCUCUCUCUCUCUCUCUCUCUUUCUCCUUCCUUCCUUCCUUUCCAAUUUCCAUGACCGAAACUUCUAAGUCACCAACCAACCAUUCAUUUUCUCACAAUUUACCCCAAAACCCAUAUAUUUAAAGCCAUAAAGCCUCUCUCUUUCUCUUUCUCUUUCUCACAAGGCCAAUCCGAUUACACUAAAUGACUCUUUCUCUUGUCCGCUCUGCUUCAAGAUUUGAAAAACCUUUUCAGCCGGCUUAGCUAUAUACAUAUAUAUAAAUAAUAUACACACACAUAUACUUGUAUUUGAAAUUUGUAAUUGGAUCGGAUAUUGGUAUUUUGAUUCAUCUGGGCACCGACAAAGAUCGGAUCUUUUUGGUUCAAUUCGUGUUCUUUCGUAAUUUUUACGAGGUGGGUCGAUCUGAAUUCGAGUUUAGAGUAUUGGGUUUUCUUGAUCGGUUAGGAGUUGUAUUUGAAAUGGUCUAUAUCCCUAGCUCAAUCUCGGUCUGCAAGUCCGUUGACCAAACAUCGCUGAUGCCAGUUUCAAUGAAUUUAUCUGAUUCAGGUGCUAAAUCUAAGCAUAACAAUCAUAUCCCCAAAACCAGAAAAUUACCCAAUUUGCCAAAUUGCUCAACAAUCCCUUAUUGCGAUCGAUCUCGAUCAGCUGUAGUAGAUGUUGUGAUUCUAAUUGCUGUGAUUUUCGCUUGUGGUUUUCUCAUAUUACCUUCACUAAAGUUCCUCUUUUUCGAAGCCAUUGAGUUAUUUGGUAUAAUCAUGGAUGUUCUCAAAGAAGAGAUUUCUCAAGCUCCAUUGAUUUAUGGAUCUGUAGUGUUAAGCAUUUGCUCUGCUGCAUUAGCUGCUUGGGGUGUGUUGGCAUGUACAAGUAGAAAAUGUGGGAAUCCAAAUUGCAAAGGUCUUAGAAAAGCUGCUGAAUUUGAUAUUCAAUUAGAGACAGAAGAGUGUGUCAAAAACUCAGCUUCAUCAUCAUCUUCUUCAAUGGUUAAAGAUGGAGUCAAAAAGGGUUUAUUUGAAUUGCCUCGUGAUCACCACCGUGAAUUGGAAGCUGAGCUUAAAAAGAUGGCACCACCUAAUGGUAGAGCUGUUUUGAUAUUCAGGGCAAGGUGUGGAUGUUCUGUUGGUAGAUUGGAAGUUCCAGGGAUAAAGAAGCAGCAACAAAGAAAGAUCAAGAAGUAGGCCUUUUCUUUUCUUUCUUUUCCUUAAAUAUAUUGAAAAAAAUCAUAGGGAAGAUAGAGAUGAAUACAGGAGUAGUCUUAAUGCAGAGAGAAAAAGGGUGUCUUUUUUCUCUUUUGAAUCUUCUCUUAGAACUAUGUUGUUCUUAAUAAAAUUUAGUUAAUGGAAUAAUAAAGUUUGUAAGGACCAUUUUACAGUUGGUUGGUAUAGAGAACAAUAUAAAGAAAAAUCUUUACUGAAA
Messenger RNA from Cannabis sativa, 1493 nucleotides. RefSeq lists its product as uncharacterized. The record is from RefSeq and is a predicted model, not a curated record. The transcript has a single exon. NCBI's taxonomy places the organism in Eukaryota, Viridiplantae, Streptophyta, Magnoliopsida, Rosales, Cannabaceae. The coding region runs from base 539 to 1255 and encodes 238 amino acids.